UAAUAAAGGUUCAGUGGCUAGCUGUAUAAAUAUGCCUUCUAGGGUUAGGGUUUCUCUCGGCACCAAAAAUAACCUAGCCCUCUUCCUCUUUCCUCUUCACAUCCUUCUCGUCUGAAAAUUUGAAUUUUCGUACUGUAAUUUCUUCAAAAGUGUCAGUAAUCUUCUGAUCAAAAGCGAUGAAAAAGCUUCAAGUUGUGCUGAAGAGGAACGACUCUUCAAGUUAUUCAGUGAAUUCGUCGCUUACUUCUAGGACUGUGAGAUAUGCAGAGUGUCAAAAAAAUCACGCAGCGAGUGUUGGAGGAUAUGCCGUCGACGGCUGCCGAGAAUUCAUGCCUUGUGGCGGGGAAGGAACCGAGGGUGCACUCACUUGCGCCGCCUGUGGUUGCCACCGGAGCUUCCACCGCAGGGAGGUACAAAAUGAAGUAGUCUGUGACUGUUCUUCUACAAAUAACUCAUAGAUUAAUUAUCAGUGUUCGAGUUUAUGUUUGUAUUUUUGUUCGUUUUCGUCUCUGUGUGUGAUGAUCAGGUACUGUGAUCAAAAUUAGGCCUUUGAAUUAUUUGUUUUGUUUGUUUAUGCAUAUUGAAUUGUUGUAUGAUUUUAAUACUAUGUUUGAUGAACAUCCUAUGAUGAUUUUGUAACGUUAAAAUGAUGUGCAGUUGGUUUUCGAUUCAUUAGAAAAUAUUAGUCUGUUCUUCGGCUUGCAUUC
Molecule: messenger RNA, 707 nt
Organism: Olea europaea var. sylvestris
Lineage: Eukaryota; Viridiplantae; Streptophyta; Magnoliopsida; Lamiales; Oleaceae
Product: mini zinc finger protein 2-like
Exons: 1
Coding region: 177-458 (93 amino acids)
Biological process (GO): regulation of DNA-templated transcription; regulation of developmental process
Cellular component (GO): nucleus
Molecular function (GO): transcription cis-regulatory region binding; DNA-binding transcription factor activity
Source: RefSeq, a predicted model, not a curated record